AUGCAGAUAGAUAACAAACUCGCUGCUCAAUCUCUGCCCCCCACACCCCUCCAUCGUCCUGCAUAGCUUGCUGAGAUCCCCAUGGAUUUCAGCUGCUUCCAGCCCCACAUGGGGGUCUGUAGCUACCUGCCAUUCGACCCGUACAUGCAGCAAGACGGACGCUACGAGCUGCAUCCUGUUGAGCACCAUCAUCCGUUUGAAGCUAUCGGGGACUACACGCCUGCAACCUUCGACGACCUUGGACGCCAGUUGUUCUUUGCAGAGAGCAAGAAGCCCGUGUCCGGCCAUGCUUCGCCUAUCGGUCGUAGUAGAGUUGGGUCGUCUCAGCUGCCGCUGCUGACUCCCAAAGCUGAGGUUUCUCAUCUCAUGGACAUCAGUGGCCUUGCUGGAUCAUACAAGGCGUACGAGACGAACGGCAGGUUCCUGCCGAGAAAGAAGACCUCCUCGAACAAAGCCAAUGUCGUGAAAGGGCAGUGGACAGCAGAGGAAGACAGGAAGCUGGUAAAACUAGUGGAACAGUUUGGGCUGAGGAAGUGGUCCUACAUAGCACAGCUGCUGCCAGGAAGAGUGGGAAAGCAGUGCAGAGAGAGAUGGCACAACCAUUUGAGGCCGAACAUCAAGAAAGACAUCUGGAACGACGAGGAAGACAGUGUUCUGAUACAAGCGCACAAGGAGGUGGGCAACAGAUGGGCCGAGAUAGCCAAGCGGCUGCCGGGCAGGACAGAGAACUCCAUCAAGAACCACUGGAACGCAACCAAGAGGAGGCAGUUCGCACGGAGGCGGAGCCGUGCCAGCGCCUCCACCUCCAAGGGCCCUCCUAAACCAGGCAGCCUUCUGCAGAACUACAUCAAAGGCCUCGGUAUUGGCCCAGUAAUAAGCAACCGGAGCGCCGCACCGCUCCCUGAGCCUACCACACCGCCGCCGCCGCCGUCUUCGCCUGAAACUCCCGGCGGGGCGAGGUCAGCGAACCAGGCUGGUGAAACCACGCUGGAGGUGGAACGCAGCCCGUUGUGCGACGUGCUGGUGGAUUCUUCCCAGUGCACCACCGUUCUUCCUCCUACUAGCGUGCAUGGGUACGACGAGUACAGCAACUGCAGCGGCGAGUCCCACCAGUCCUGCGAGGUGCUCCUCGCCCCUAUCAUCAGCUGUGGCGACGACGCGUUCUCGGUUGGAAUGUGCGGCGCCGGCGGCGGCGGCGGCCUGUUCGACACGGACGACGCGGACGCCUUCUUGCAAGCGUACGGCGUGGCCGCCGACGACAUCGUCGACGGCAUCGGCAUGAGCUACUACGUCUUCAACGACGGCCAUGUCGACCACGCGGCCACGGUCGACGCUGAGAUCGACAUGGAGACGAUGAUGAUGAUGUGGGACGACGACGACGACUGCGCCGCCGCCCUAGGGUUAGGGUGUGCUGCUGGGCCGGCUGGUGUGGAGAGUGCUGUGCGCGUGAAGGAGGAGAUGGACCUGCAGGUGGAGACGAUGGUGGCGGCCACGCACAAGUGCGGCGAUGCACAAGAUCACUAGACGAUAUAUAAUUAAGCCCACGACCUGAGGAUGUAAGUAUAUAUAUAUAGAACACUGCGCGCGCACGACCUUUUUGGAUGAUUGAUUG
Messenger RNA from Zea mays, 1612 nucleotides. RefSeq names its product transcription factor MYB115. NCBI's taxonomy places the organism in Eukaryota, Viridiplantae, Streptophyta, Magnoliopsida, Poales, Poaceae. Gene Ontology annotation, biological process: regulation of DNA-templated transcription. Gene Ontology annotation, cellular component: nucleus. The record is from RefSeq and is a predicted model, not a curated record. Gene Ontology annotation, molecular function: DNA-binding transcription factor activity, RNA polymerase II-specific; RNA polymerase II cis-regulatory region sequence-specific DNA binding.